CCCACCCCUGACGAAAUGAUGCCCUGGGCGCUUUCUCUGACCACUCGAGCCUCUCGACGCUCUUCUCCCCGUGCCUGUCUCCUAGCAGAGGGACCGGAAGUGGCUCGGGGAGGGGAGGGGGGCUCGGUCCCUCCUCAGGUGAAGGCGCUGCUGAUGGAGCCGCCGUUGCGGAGCCAUUGAGCCCCCCUCCAGAGCCCCCCAGCCCCCUCCCAGCGGCUGGGCCGGGGGGCCCUCCCCUCGGCGAGAGUGCUGGGUUUGGAGCCCCCCAACUCAGCAGAGUGUCUUAAAGAUGGAUAUAGAGGACUGCAAUGGACGCUCUUACAUAUCUGGUAGUGGAGAUUCCUCUUUGGAAAAGGAGUUCACCUCCACGAUUGUGGGGCCCACAGUGAGCACACCAAAUAGCCAGCAUUCCUCCCCAAUCCGAUCCCUUAGUGCAAAUUCUAUCAAGGUGGAAAUGUACAGUGAUGAAGAAUCAAGCCGACUGCUGUCGCAUGAGGACCGGCUCAUUGAAAAAGAGGACAGUGUGAUUGUGGAGGAUUCCCUCUCAGAGCCUCUUGGCUACUGUGAUGGAACAGGGCAGGAACCACAUUCCCCUGGCGGCAUCCGACUACCCAAUGGCAAGCUGAAGUGUGACAUCUGUGGGAUGGUGUGCAUUGGGCCAAAUGUACUGAUGGUGCACAAACGCAGUCAUACUGGCGAGAGGCCAUUCCAUUGUAAUCAGUGUGGUGCCUCCUUCACACAGAAGGGCAACCUCCUGCGCCACAUCAAGCUGCACUCGGGUGAGAAACCCUUCAAAUGUCCCUUCUGCAACUAUGCCUGCCGGCGAAGAGAUGCACUUACUGGCCACCUCCGCACACACUCAGUUUCCUCCCCCACGGUUGGCAAGCCCUACAAAUGUAACUACUGUGGUCGUAGCUACAAGCAGCAAAGCACGUUGGAAGAGCACAAGGAACGUUGUCACAACUACCUGCAGAGUCUUAACACUGAACCCCAGUCGCUGGCUGGCCAGCAAGGUGACGAGAUGCGAGACUUGGAGAUGGUGCCGGACUCCAUGCUUCACUCCUCCGCCGACCGGCCAACCUUCAUUGACCGACUGGCAAACAGCAUCACCAAACGAAAACGCUCCACACCUCAGAAAUUUGUGGGAGAGAAGCAGAUGCGCUUUGGCCUCUCCGACAUGGCAUUUGAUGUCAACUCUGGCUUUGAGAAGGACGUGGAGAUGGUGGCUGCACAUCAUCCCAUAGACACUAGCUUUGGCAGCUCCCUGUCCUUUGUAGGGGCAGAACACUUGCGCCCCCUCAGACUCCCACCCACAAACUGCAUCUCUGAGAUCACGCCUGUCAUCAGCAGCGUCUACACUCAAAUCCAGCCCCUCCCAGGCAGGCUAGAAAUCGCAGGAAGCCGGGAAGCUGCUGAAGGCCAUGAAGAUCUUCCUGACGGGACGCAGAUUGUGUAUCGGGCAUCGCGGGAGCCGAGCAUGGUAUCGCCUAGCAACGGUUGCCAGGAUUCCACAGACACUGAGAGCAUCCAUGAGGAGAGAGGCUCCCAGCAGCCGCUGCUGCCCAGCAUUGGGAACUGCACCAGCAGCCGGCAGAGUCCGGCCUACGCCAAAGAGGACCCGAAACUGCAAGAGGGCAUCAUCCCUACCACUACUCGGUCAACUCCCAGCUCAGCCAAAGAAGCCCUACGUGUGGUGAAUGACGAAGGGGAACAGGUAAAAGCCUUCAAAUGCGAGCACUGCCGGAUCUUAUUCCUGGACCAUGUUAUGUUCACCAUCCAUAUGGGCUGUCAUGGCUUCAGAGACCCUUUUGAAUGCAACAUCUGUGGCUAUCACAGCCAAGACCGGUACGAGUUCUCUUCCCACAUAGUGCGAGGGGAGCAUAAAAUCGGCUAAUCCUCAACUAUGUCCCCUCACCCCUCCCUGUCUCUAGUGCUCCAUUCUCGUUGGGCAUGAAACUGUUCAUUUCUUUUGUACUCGUUUGCACUGACUUUGGCUAAAAAAAAAAAAGAGAGAAAUAUUUUAAAAAAACCUAACUUAAAAACAAAAUCUAACACACUUGAGACGGGGAGGAGCUCAUAACAUUUUUGCCUUUUUCUGUGCUAUGUUAUUUAAAUGUUGUUGGUUAUCAAAUUCGUCUUUGCUUUCCUCUCCUACUUGUAGUUAUUUAUUGAUCUUUCCUUCUCUCUCAUUUUUUUUUAAAUUAUUAUUUUGGUAAGCCUUCUGUUCUCAGUCAUUUUGCCAGGGACAUUCUCCAUUGAGGAACAGAUAAGCCACUGGUACUUACGUCUUUUGAAGUUAAAUCUUUUCCUCCUCUCCAUUGAAAGUUUCUUUGGGCUUCUUUUGGUUUCAGUUCAAGUAUCUCUGUCAGUUCACCAUGUUAGAUAUUAAGAACCUCAGAUCAGGUGCUAAAAUAUUAUAGAACUUCCCCCGUUCAGGGGGCUAGGAAAGCCACGACUCGUGUUACAAACUGAGAUGGAGAUGUCAGGAUGACCUGCAUAUGCCCUCUUUUAUGGGUAUCUGUGAAAUGGAGCAUAGAAUGGUGUCCUAUUAGGAAUUCUGUGGUCCCUCAGAACUCAAUACCUCUGUGCUUCUGCUUACCAUGGCUUUUGAACUGACAUAUGCUAUUUUCUGGGAGCCCAGAAGGUGGCAAAGAUGAAGGGAUUGCAGCGCCAUCUGUUUGAAGGAAGGUGGUGAGCACUUUGUACAUGAAGUUUUCCACUGUGCUGCCUUUGACAGACUCAACUGAGAAUUAGCAUAAGGAAAGCGAACACGGUUUCCAAGAAGCAAUGCAAUGAAGGAACCUUAGCAUUGUGUGCUUAAGGGUAUGUUCCACUUCCCAGGAGCUAAAAAUCCAGGAUGUUCUCUUGCAAGGGCAUGUUUGACGUCCUUGUUGGUUGGCCUGAUCGUUUCUCUGGAAGGGUUGCCUGAGCUCACUUCUCUGAGCUUCCUUCUGUUAGCUGUUAAAGAGCCAUCGUGGCUGGAGGCUUUAGAAGGUAUAAACCCUCAACCCUUAGGUUGGCAUAGGCCACCGACUUCUCUCUUCAAGAGCAUACACCUUCCAUUAGGGUGAAUCGAUAAUUAUGACCCUAGUGGCUAGAAUAGGUUCAUAGGGGACAUUGUCAUGGGAUUCUCUGUAGGAGGCAGAAAAGAUGUUACUGAGCACCUACGUGGAGUCAGCUUAGCAACUUCUCUUGAAACUCCUAGAGGCAAGGGGUUCAAGCCCUGCCAUUUUCUCUUUUUGUUCCAGUGCCUAACGUCUGCCUCUCCAGUCUGUUUCCCAGCAAUCAGUUUACCACUGAGCAACUUGGGGUUUGAGUAUUUAGCUUCCCCAGGAGUGGGUGGCUGCCUUGAUUUGCACAGAUCAGUCAUUAGCCUUAUAGAUCUGUGCUCAGAGGAAGCAUGCACUUUUUGGACCCAUCAGCAAGAUCGGGCAGCUGCCAUGUACUGGAAGGUUGCAUAUCUGUGGAAAAGCACACACAGCUCAUCCAAAAGGAAGGAGACAUAAGUAUUGCCAGGCCAACUUGUCUCUCCUUGGAAGAGAGCUCUGCCUUAGGUCAGAGAGGCAUGCAUUGCUUUUAGGCUGACUGGCUGCCAUGGAAUCAAAUGAAAAUUGUUAGAACAACUGCCAGCAAACCCCCUUUGCCCAGGGUAGCUAGCUACACAGUGACCAGAUUCCCUCCGUUUCUUGAUAGGUACGUGGCCAGUGGUGCCAGAGAGAGCCAUAUGGUUUUCUGUAAUGAGGGUCCUGCAGAAAGUCCUUGCUGUGUGAACUGUAUGUAGUGUCUUAAAGCUUCGAUCGCUAUGAAGGGCUGAAACCUCCGUUUUGUAGCUUGGCUUAGGGGAGGCUGUUAUCUGUGGGAGAAGGUUGUAACUCCUCUUGUCAGUGUCAGGCAGCCAUUCCUGCCAAAGUAGGAGGCCUCUUGACACUUGCUUUUAGGAGUACAGUCACCUCACUAUAGAAAGCUUAUGAGCCCAGGCAGGGUAACUUAGUAAUUUCCCUUUGCCCAAGACGUGGUCCUUCAUCUCAGCCUCUCCACCUGCUAGAACCUCCUUUCUGAAUAGAAAGGCAAUGGGUGCAAGGCUGAAACUGCCUCUACAAUUAGCUGGGCAAAGGAUGCAAUGCGCAGGAGACGACCCAUGCUUUUAAGUAAAUGCCCAUCAUGCAUAAAAAUAACUUCCUCAACAGCAGCCCAGCAAACUGCUUCCUUGUGGGAUAAACCAAAGGCUGAUCUUUUUCUACUAAAAAAAACCUCAAGUUGCAGCAUUUUGUUUGUUACCCUCUCCCCUCUUUACUGCUUUUUGAGAUGUGAAAUAUUGAAUUUUCUCAGCUUCUUCCUUUUUUUUAAAAGGCCAGACAGACUUGCUGAACUGGAAAGGCCCGGUCAGGUGGGGUAUCUUGGGGAAGUAAUUCAGAGAGGUGCGGUGGGGUAAAUAUUUCUUUAAAUAGUAGCACUCCACUAUCCUGCCAACACUUCUUAAAAGCUCUUAAUUCUUCUGGUACAAAACCAUGUUUCCUCUUCUGUUCUCUCACUUAAGGUUCAGUAUAUGAAUGAGAUGUUACUGGCUCUGAAAGCAUUUUUCCACUGGUCCUAGCGGUAUACAUUGUAAUUUCAGCCGAUGGGUCUCUUGCCACUCUUGUCAUUCUGGUUACCAUUGUGCAAUACAAAGGAAUCAUGUUGGGAAACUUUGCCAAAUUGCUAAAAUGACUUAAAAGUCUAAUGGUCCUUGGACUUGGAUUUCCCAUCCCCUAGGGGAUUGUACAUCUGACUUCCCGAAAUUCCAUCAGCCCUAUGGUAAAGGAUUUUGCUUUUUUUAAAAAGUACUCAUAUCUCCUGUUGAUAUACAUUUAAAGUAUUUAGCACUUUUUGUGAUUGUUAAUCUGAAGACGCCAUUCACAUGAUAACAGGUUUCCUUACAAUAACUCCCAAGAUUUGGAUACUCAUUUAAGCAUGUUUUGUGAAUUAGUCUGCUCCCUGUUGUCUCUACAGGUAACAGUUCUGGCCUGAAAGUAGUUGUUAGGACUUGCCUGUGACUGAAAAAAAGUUGAGUGAACUAACUCUUAGACUUCCUGUUUUUGAACAUUUUGAUUUCAUACUGCUCUAAAGUUUAGGAUUUCUCCACUCCUGACUGUCCAAACAUGAAAGGUUUAGGUCAGAUUAACGCAAGUAGCUUGAUAAUAACUAUGCUGAACAAAUGAGCUUAAUGUGUUCUGUUUUUAACCUCAGAAAUCUGAGAGAGUGUACCACAAAAGCUGCUUGUAGUUUAUUUCUAAAGUUGGGUUCUUGGGAAAUUUUCUCUGAAGACUUGAAAAAGAUAGUGGAAAAUUCAUGCACAUUUAUAGUGUGUAAUAUAACUCUCAAGAUUGAUUUCCAAAUUAAAACAUUUGCUGCUUGCUUAAUGAGAGGUUUUUCCCCUUCUGUAAGUGUACAUAAGUAAACAAGUGAAUGCAGAAUGAGUUAUCAACAUAGUUUUUUCCAGGGACAGCCUUAAUGGACCAGGAUUUUAGAGUCUCCUCAAAUCUUGAUUAUAGAAAUUUCCCUUGGAAAAUUAAAUGAUUUUUUGGACAACAUAAUAUUUUUCUAUGAGUGCAUUGAAAGAAGGAUUUAGAACAUUUAUCGUGAGCAUCCAGCUUUACUGUGGAAUUCAAUCUCAGAUCUAGGCAGCCUGUACAGUAUUUACUACAAUAAAUGAGAUCUACAGUAGGCAGCCUAUAUUUAUUCUAGUAAAUGAGGAAAGCAGUACCUUCACUCAACUGUGUGCAUGUUUUUUUCGGGAUCUAGGCCUUGACAGAGUAUGACGUUGUCACUUGUUUUGUUGGUAGAAUUUAUACCGCUGCAGGAGCUGAUAAACAGCACUUUCCUAAAGGUACAUGAGGCUUUUGGGCCCCUGGUUGUAGCACACAGGCAAGAUUAUACUGUACCUUUUAAGGCUCUCCUUCAUGGGUAAAACCCAUGUACUGUAUUUAAGUAGUAGUCUUUUUAUUUUCUCCAUAAUACCAAAGCAAAACAAAAAGUAGUAGUUCUAAGUCCUCCAAAGCCCCGUAUUGUCCAGUCUUGCAUAGGAAAGAUGUUUAGGUCCUUGUCAGGUCUAGCAAAAAAUAAUUCAAAUGGUGUAGCCAACUGUUUAAGCAGAAAGCAACAUGAAGCUUUACUUCCAUUUAGCAAACCAGCUCUAUAGAGGAAGACAGGGACUAGAUAAAAGAAAUACUGUAUUGAGCUUGUGUGUAAGAGAGUGACAACAAGAACAUGGACUUCAGUUUUGACAAGAUAAUCUUAUGUUUACUUCUGAAUUCUGGAAAGUGAUUCUUAAUGCCCUGAUUUUUUUCAACAUUACACACAGAGUUCUUUCCAGGCACAAUUCUGGGAAGAUACCCCAUUUUUUCCAAUGCAGAGACUAAAAUUUCUGUUAAGAUGUGAUUUGCAUCUUAGUAUAUUUGUCAAGAAGUACAGGCAUAUGUAAUUUUCCUUGGAAAGGAAGUACACGUUAGGUUUUCUUUGUUUCAUUUCAUUCUUUCAAAAAUCCUGAUAGAAGUAUGAAUCUUAACAUAUACACACAUAUUUAAUAGGAGAAUCAGCUUUCAUGGCUAGAUACUGGCUUCUUGAAAGCCAAAGAUGGCCCUUGGGUGUUUGGCUUAAGUUAAUAGCCAUGCUGAUAAAUUAAAGCACCCGAUGUGUCAUUUUUAUUGGGGAGUUUUUUUUUCUUUUAAGCUGUCCCUUUGUGCCUCCUUAGAAAGCCCACAUUCAGAUUUUCCUGCUUCCUGUUUUGAAUGGGAAUCAAACUGCUCUUUGCAGAAAUACUUUGGUUUUUAUUUGUUUUUUGGUGGGAAAUAUUGGAUAGUUUUAGAGCUAACUAAAGAUAUCCCAAACAUCAUUAUUGAACUGUGUUUACUGCACUGUGGAAUGGUACGAAUCUCUCUUAGCCCUGCUUCUUUGAUGGGAAUCAGGGAACAAGAAUCCUGUUUUGGACUUCACAUCUUACCUCCUGCCUUCCCCUUUUGUGAAAUGAAAAAGGGUUGUUUUUAGAAUCAAAGUCUGAAGUUUCUGUGGGGGGGAAACCAGUAUUCCUCUUAUUUUUGCUUUUACCUGUAUGAAGAGCCUAAAAAACAAAAGUAGGAAUUUUGUAAAACUCCAGGUCUCUUUAACUUGUGUAAAUAUAUAUAUUUUUUAACCAGAUGUAUGAAGAACAAAAAGAUGUGCAAUAUCCCCAACCCGCUACAAUAUUCUUCUCUUUCUAACAAGCUUUCAUUUGUAUAUUGUUAUUGGGUUUGCUGGUGUCACGCUCUUUUCUCCCUCUCUUUUUUUGGUGGGAUUAAACUUGCUUUUAAAUAAAAGAUAAAAACCUCUUACUGCAAAAGCUUUUUUGUAUCUGUAAUAUAUUGUAAGUACAUAUUUGUGUAAUGGAGAUUAUACUACUGUUAAGUUUUGUACUGUACUGGCUGAAGGUCUGUUAUAAAAUAAACAUGAGUAAUUUAACAGUCUGGUAUGUGGCUCUGCUUAGGUACAU
Pogona vitticeps (central bearded dragon) is the source of this 7504-nucleotide messenger RNA. It is a transcript of the gene IKZF4, whose product is annotated as IKAROS family zinc finger 4. Gene Ontology annotation, biological process: regulation of transcription by RNA polymerase II. NCBI's taxonomy places the organism in Eukaryota, Metazoa, Chordata, Lepidosauria, Squamata, Agamidae. Gene Ontology annotation, molecular function: RNA polymerase II cis-regulatory region sequence-specific DNA binding; DNA-binding transcription factor activity. The record is from RefSeq and is a predicted model, not a curated record.